GCAGCCAAACAGCUGAACGUGCAAUAGCUAUCGAUACUAUCGCUCAUCUCUCUUGUAUAAUGCCGCACGAUGGUUCAGCUGUUUAAAUUCCUAUUAAAAUCAACCAAAUCGCCCACUCGUGCCCAUUUCCGUCCCAGCUUUCUGGACACACUGCGACUCGCAGUUCGCGGCGGACACGGCGGCAAUGGUUUGCCGAAAUACGGCGGCGUGGGCGGUCAGGGCGGCUGUGUUUACUUUGUGGCCAAGGAGGGAUUGACAUUACGCAAAUUGGCACAGGGACUGAAAGAGAGGCGCGUGGCGGCCACCAGCGGCGAGGACAGCAGCAAAGUGAGCAUUUUUGGGAAACGCGGCGUGGACACGCGCAUCGAGGUGCCGGUUGGAGUGCAGGUGUACGAUGAGCAGCAGAAGCUGCUGGCGGACUUGAACGAGAACGAUGCCACCUGCAUAGUGGCGGGCGGUGGAAUCGGUGGCUGCACGGGAAACAAUUUCCUGGGCCGUCCGGGAGAGAAUCGUAUUGUGAAUCUGGAUCUGAAGCUCAUCGCAGACGUGGGUCUGGUUGGAUUUCCCAAUGCCGGCAAGAGUACCCUGCUCAAGGCAGUGUCCAAUGCCAAGCCAAAGAUUGCCGCCUAUCCCUUUACCACCAUUCGGCCGCAGAUUGGCACCAUAGAGUACGGCGACCUGCGCUCCAUCAGCUUGGCCGACCUGCCCGGUCUCAUCGAGGGCGCUCAUGCCAACUUUGGCAUGGGCCACAAGUUCCUCAAGCACAUCGAACGCACUCGCCUGCUCCUCUUCAUGGUCGACAUAUUCGGCUUUCAGCUCAGCCCCCGGCAUCCGCAUCGUGACUGCCUGGCCAACAUAUAUUCGCUCAACAAAGAGCUGGAGCUAUACGAUCCCUCCUUGCUGGAGAAGCCCUGUGUCCUGCUGCUCAACAAAAUGGACAAGGAGGGCGCCCACGAGAUUCUGACCAAAGUGAGACCCGUCAUUGAUGAUUUGUCCAGCGGCUUGGCCGACUGUCCGGAGGAGGUGCGUCCCAAGCGGGUGCUGAAAUUCGAGAGUAUUGUCCCCAUAUCGGCCAUUAAUUCGACAAGGGUAACGCAGGUCAAGUCGCAGCUGCGCCGUACGCUGGUGCGUCUGGCGGAGAAACAGUUUGUGACCGAUGGCGAGCAGAUCAAAGAGCAGCUGCAGCAACGCGUGGGCCUGGUGGGGCCAAAGAUCACUUAAAAAUAUAUAUAAAUCAAAUUCAAAAUGCACCGCGAUUCUUCUUAUUAAAAGCUGGCCGAUAGCCAUAUUCCAGCCAGUAAAUCGAUAUACACAUAAGCUCUACUGCUAUCGAUAACAGUUCGCGGACAACACUGACGGUGGGGGCGCACCACAAAGUUUGUUGUUGUGUCUCGGUGCCGUCUCGUUCGUCGCGCGUUAAAACGGAAAACGGAAAAUAUGCUUAAAAUUCGAUGCCCGCUUAAAAUAAAUGAAAAUUGCAAGUGCCAUAGCGCCACUAAGAUGCAGAUGUGCAAUGUGCCACACAAUUGAGUGCACAUGAAGAACGGCAAGCGGCCAAUAACAAUAAUGACAUUUCGAUACAUACACACAGACGAAGAUUGAGGAAGAAAAAGAAGAAAAAAAAGGAAAAAAAAACUGGUGUAUAAAAAACGCCAAUGAGAAAAGACAGAGCGUGCAAUAAAGAGAGGAUAAGCGCGCGCCCCUAAAGCACGGGGGGCCCGAUUCCUAUCCUGUCCCUCUGCUGGAGAACAGAUUUGCAUUGCCACAAAAAGAAGAAUUUAAUUACCCGUCCGUAAUGUCACAGCAUAAUCCGCACGCCCAUCCGCACUACCAUCACCACCCACUGCACCAGUCGAACAA
Messenger RNA from Drosophila obscura, 1860 nucleotides. RefSeq names its product GTP-binding protein 10 homolog. The record is from RefSeq and is a predicted model, not a curated record. Bases 70 to 1221 code for a protein of 383 amino acids. Gene Ontology annotation, cellular component: mitochondrion. Lineage: Eukaryota; Metazoa; Arthropoda; Insecta; Diptera; Drosophilidae. The transcript is spliced from 3 exons. Gene Ontology annotation, molecular function: magnesium ion binding; GTPase activity; GTP binding.